CAGCAUGGAGCAGUCCUGGCCCCUGACCAGCCUGCCCAACCUCAGCUCGGAGGAGCAGCCCUGGCUGAAGCCGCCCGCGACCAGCCUGUGCAACCAGAGAAGAACGGAGCGAGAAAGCGUUCCGCAUCACAGCGGAAAGGUAAAGCCACUGAUGUACCUGAGAGACACAAAAGGGCAACUGACGAGGGCCUCGUCGUAAGGCGCACUGGUGUGCACUGGCAGGUCAGGAGCAGCAACAACUCCCAACGGUGGUACACCGUUUUCAGGACGGAGAAUCCGUUCUGUUGCUGUGCCAGCCGCUGCUUCAGCUGCCCAACAAAUUUGUGUGGGCACAUGUAUGUCUGCACGUGCCCCGACUGGAGCCCACUGUGCAAGCACGUACAUGCUGUUGUAUUGCACACAAGCACAGGAUCGGCGUAUGAAAUUAGUGAGGAUGAGGAUGCUGGGACACCUAGUGCCAAUAAGAGGGUGUGUCCAGACCCUCAACCCUCGUCAGCGACUCCGCCGUCGCAGAAGCAGGUGCCGCAGCAAACGCGGCAAGCGGUCCUGACCAACUUCUUUCAGGUGUGCCGCCCCGCCCAGCCGGACCCCCAGCCGACGACGAAUUGUCCGUUGGAGCAGCUGGAUGCAGAACUGGCCUGUCCUUCCCCCCCACCCCAUCGUCAGGUGCUCCUGAACCUGGACAUCCAGGAGGAGCAGGAGCUGGAGCCGUGGGAGCUCGAGGAGCCCCUGACUGAAUUUGACAAAGAAGCUUUGGACAUUUUCCACACAGUUGGAGAUGGAUUGGUCACUGUGGACGAGCAAACUGCAGACAUCCUCAGAUGGUCUGCAACAAGGCUCCCCGUUACCUAUGUGUACACCAUUGACCGGGAGGGGCUCCCCAUGGCCACCCUUAACACCAACGUGCGCCAUGGGAACUGGAUGGUUAUAGCAACAAAUAACAACUCAGCAGAAGAAAUUGCUAGAGCUGUUCGCGACGCUGAGAUGACAACCGGGAUUUCUAUGAACCCAGAGUGAUUUUAUGAAUAAAUGUAAAAAUGUAUGAAUGUGUAAAUGUAUGAAUGUAUAAAUGUAUAUAUCCAUAUGCAUAGUCCAUGAUGAGACUUUUUUGAGUUUUUUUUGGGAAAAAAUCCUUCAGUUUUGGUUCAUGUUUCCCUAAUGUAAGUAAUGCAUUGUAUGCCAUCUUAUAUUUUAUAACUAUA
This is a messenger RNA of Frankliniella occidentalis (western flower thrips), 1202 nucleotides long. RefSeq lists its product as uncharacterized. The record is from RefSeq and is a predicted model, not a curated record. The transcript is spliced from 6 exons. Gene Ontology annotation, molecular function: zinc ion binding. Bases 334 to 1017 code for a protein of 227 amino acids. NCBI's taxonomy places the organism in Eukaryota, Metazoa, Arthropoda, Insecta, Thysanoptera, Thripidae.